AUGAAGCAGGCGAAGUUUCUGGAUUGGUAUCUGAAGAUUGCGAUUGGAUCUGCUAUCAUCGGCGGAGGAAUGGAGUUCUUCAUGAUCAAGACUGGCUUCUACGACAAGGUUACUGUACUAGAAGCUGAGAAACGAGCCUAUGAAAAUUCCCCUGAAGCUCAAGCCAUGAGAGAAGCUCUUAAUCCCUGGAGAAACAAAGACGCUGAAGCUACCAAAACUCCAUAG
Molecule: messenger RNA, 225 nt
Organism: Eruca vesicaria subsp. sativa (arugula)
Lineage: Eukaryota; Viridiplantae; Streptophyta; Magnoliopsida; Brassicales; Brassicaceae
Source: the annotation of a GenBank genome assembly